GCUUAUACUGUCCCUCUGGAUGCUUCUCACAGUACUGUUGAUGGAGGAUAUGCCAUGGGCUUUCUCUAAAGACUGACUCAUACAACAAGCAUCUUUGAAGUUAAUUUCAAUGUGAUGAAACCCAUAGAUCUAUUUUCCAUCCAUACAUGCAGUAACCGUCACCAGGCACAGUCCGAAGCUCUAAAAGGGCCGAAAUGGAAACCCCCAACCUCAUCAUUCAUAUCCCGGGUAGCUGCCUCUUUGGACAGUCUUCUCUUUAGCUUUUUCCUCCUCCGCCUACCGCCCUCGUUGAUUGUACCUUCUUCAUCUCCGUUCUCCAGCACUUGUUCCGACCCUCCAACGUCCUCUCCGGGUACGCAGGUUGGCAAAAUGGCGGACCAGUGUGCCCUCCGUGUGAUGCGCGAGCUGAGACAAUUCGCCCAAAGCGAUGACCUCGCCAUCGACAUCUCGUACAAGGAAGACAACACUCGUGAACUCAAGGCGCUCAUCAUUGGGCCGCCAGAUACCCCAUAUGCCCAGGGGUUCUACCAGUUCUUGAUCAGAAUCCCUCCUGAAUACCCCGAGAAACCGCCCAUUGUUACCCUGCAGACCACUAACAACGGGCGAACACGGUUCGGCCCAAAUCUCUAUGCAAGUGGAAAGGUCUGCCUAUCGAUUCUGGGCACUUGGCCAGGUGAAUCCAAUGAGCAGUGGUCCCCGGUGCUGGGACUAGAAACGGUGCUACGAUCCAUCCAGAGUCUGUUGGCGGCCAAGCCCUACAAUCUGGAGCCCGGCUUUGAGAACAAGGACGACAAGGACAAUAGUGAAUUAUACAAUGCCAAGAUUCACCACGAGAACAUCCGUCUAACGGUCCUCGUCCCUCUGGAAAAGGCCUUUGAAAUCAAAAUCCCACAACUGAACAUGAGGCUAGGCCAAGGAAGUCAUCGAGGGGCGAAUCCUUACCAACUCGAUUCCGGCGUACCGGAAGCGCCGUUCCACCCAUUCCUCGAUACCUACAAGAGACGGUUCCUGUGGUAUCUUGAAUCUUACAAGAUGGCCAUUCAGCGGGGCCUUGAUAAUAAGAAAGCCCGAGCACGCCGCUCCUUCCCUUUGAUGCCAUUUGAAUGCGCAGACAAUAUCAUGGGAGGUUACUGGGACUACGAAGAUAUGAAGAAGCGCCUGGGAUCGCUCGAAAUGCGCAUCAUGAAGGAGACUAAUGAAUGGCCAGACCAAGGAAAGGACAAGGACCAAAAGGGCCACCCGCUCGCAGCAAGCCUUCGCGCACAGUGUCAGCAGAUCACGCGUCAGCUUACCCAGCGCACGGAGGGGAUGGUGCUCCUCGAGCUCGUGAAUGACAACCCGUUCCUGUGGCGCCUGAUCUAUCAUGGGAGGCCGAUGACCCAGUAUGACGGAGGUGUUUUGAAGAUCAAAAUCUUCAUCAGUCCAAAUCACCCCGCAGAACAGCCGCGGGUCAUCCUCGAGACUCCGCUGUAUCACGUUCGUGUCUCGCCACAGAAUGUGCUAAUCUACCUCCCUCUCCGGGCAGAUGAGAUGAGCCGCCAUGUUGACGGCAUAAUCAGUUCUCUGGAGGAGGAUAGGCCACCUGUGAAUCCACUCAUGACGGUCAACCCCGAAGCAAGUGCACUUUGCUGGGGGUCCAAGGAGGAGCAGCGACAGUAUAGUCGCAAGCUGCGCCGCUCAGUUGCGGCUACUCUGGAGUAAUUUUUUCCUGACACGCACACAAACACUCAUUGGAAGCAGUCUUGGAACUACUGGACAGUCGUGCUGAUGGAGCCGUCCGUUUCACAGGAUCCUGUGACUUCAGGAUGAAAAGUUGAAGAGAAGAUGGCUAGUUCAGGCUCACAAGUCAUCAAGUUAUCAGAGACACAAUUCCUGAAUAUCAUGAGGAGAUCUUGUGUAGGUUUAUCCAUCUAGCAUUCUAGCCAGCAUUUGCUUAAAUAAUUU
Molecule: messenger RNA, 1944 nt
Organism: Penicillium brasilianum
Lineage: Eukaryota; Fungi; Ascomycota; Eurotiomycetes; Eurotiales; Aspergillaceae
Source: the annotation of a GenBank genome assembly